Molecule: messenger RNA, 252 nt
Organism: Protopolystoma xenopodis
Lineage: Eukaryota; Metazoa; Platyhelminthes; Monogenea; Polystomatidea; Polystomatidae
Source: the annotation of a GenBank genome assembly
AUGACCAAUUGCUACGCAUCCGAAUGGCCAAGCCGCUUCUCGACUCGGGAUUCUUUGCAUCCUCUCAUUGCCUCCAUCGACUUGCCGCAAUCGGCUGUCCGAAAUUCAGCGACCAAGUCAGAAUGUGAACAGAAAGCGGCGUCUGCCGAGUCCUGGAAAUACAGGUUCGCUACUGCAUUUUUGCAGAGAGGCGCCAAUUCUCUCCUCGGAUGUUCGACCGCCAACUCGUCGAAACUGCUUGAGGGUAAUUAG